Molecule: messenger RNA, 657 nt
Organism: Bipolaris victoriae FI3
Lineage: Eukaryota; Fungi; Ascomycota; Dothideomycetes; Pleosporales; Pleosporaceae
Exons: 4
Coding region: 1-657 (218 amino acids)
Biological process (GO): fatty acid elongation; very long-chain fatty acid biosynthetic process; sphingolipid biosynthetic process
Cellular component (GO): endoplasmic reticulum membrane
Molecular function (GO): 3-hydroxyacyl-CoA dehydratase activity
Source: RefSeq, a predicted model, not a curated record
AUGGCAACCCAACGCCCCCUACACGCAAAACAAGCACCACCCUCUCAAAUCCGCCUCAUUUACCUAACAUCCUACAACCUCGUCUUCGCCUCCCUCUGGGCAUCCAUCUUCAUCCGCGCAACAUCCCACGCCCUAACCUCUUCCCGCAUCGACCUCUUUCGUGCUACGGAACCUCACGCCCGCUGGAUCCAAACAGCCUCGUUGAUUGAAGUGCUGCAUGCUGCUUUUGGCCUUAUUAAAUCCCCCGUCAGCACUACUGCCCUGCAAGUCGUCACGCGCGUAAUCCAAGUAUGGAUGGUAUGGUUUUGUUUCCCCACCAGCACUGCAUCGUCAAAUGCCUACUUAGCACUCUUGCUAGCGUGGUCGACGGCAGAUACCAUUCGGUAUUUGUAUCUCGCGUUGAACAUGCAUGGUAGGGCGCCAGGAUGGCUCGUUUGGCUUAGGUAUACGAUGUUCUACCCGCUGUAUCCAGUGGGUAUUGGAGCGGAGUGGUGGUUGUUGUACCGAGCUGCUGAGCCUGCGGCAAGCAUUAACGGGUUGAUUCCGCCGUUUUUCUACUUUUGUCUUGCGUUGUAUGUUCCUGGUUCAUAUACAAUGUACACGUAUAUGAUGAAGCAGAGGAGCAAGACGCUCAAGUCUGCGAAGAAAAGUGCUUGA